Messenger RNA from Penicillium olsonii, 1683 nucleotides. The record is from the annotation of a GenBank genome assembly. NCBI's taxonomy places the organism in Eukaryota, Fungi, Ascomycota, Eurotiomycetes, Eurotiales, Aspergillaceae.
AUGGAGGUAGCGCCACUGUCUUUGGCCCACACCCACGCGCGGAAUGCCGUUCUCGAAACUCGAAAGGCGAAUCCAGUCGCGGCCAGUGAGGAACACGACUUAGCAGCCGGUGAGUUUGCCACAGCAGCCCAGCAGAGCUCUGACCAGGAGGCCCUACGUACGUUACGCCUACUCGAGACACACCACAAGAAGUUAGCCGAGAUACUCAGAUUCCAACAUGAACACCCUGCACCUACUGCUAGUGAAGCUUCAUCCCUGAAUCCGGCGAAUCAGCCGGCUGCUGGCGAUUUGGGAAGCACGAAGAACGCGGCAUCGGCCCAAGAUGCUCACCUACCACCCAGAUUGACAGGGAAUGCCCGGAUAUCGGGCCGUGAUCCUUCUUCAAUCGCCAGUAAUCUCGCCUCCGCGCGUGGAAUUCCAGCCCACAAUCGUCGUGGGUCUCCGGUGUCACCCACGGUAUCGUCGCACCAUGCGUCGGCAAAGAUGACCGACAAUCCAAGGACAAAGAGCGGCGAUAACAGGAUGAGCGACGGCUCAAGGAAAAGUCGUCAGAGCCGCGUGUCUACAGCCAGACAACCAUGGUCCCCUCCCAUCCCUGGCUCCCCGGAAGUCACAAACCGACAAGUUGCGCCUAGCGCCGCUGAGUCGGAAACAUUCAAAGACAGCGCAGCCUCGGAUGAUGCAUUCAACCGAUUCUAUUCAGCAUUUGGUGGGCUUGUCUCCAAAGUCUCGGGCCCUCUUGCUUUCGCGGGUAUCCAAGUGGGUAUGAUCGAUCCCACACAGAACCACAAAUCCUCGGCAGAAGUAAAAGUGGACCGCGACCAUGCUACCCUGGACCGAUCUACAACUUCAGGCGAGCCGGAUGUGAACAAGCUUUUCUCUCGUGCCGCGUUGCGGUCCGUUCAGAACGGCUCUGGCGCAGGCCCCGGGAACCCAGCAGAGUCAUUCUAUGUCGUCCCAACCACGGGCGGAACCAUGUCAUAUGCUGGGAUCCUCUCGCGAGCCGAGAAGCAGGCCCGCAGAAACAGUCUCGAGGAAGGAGAUGAGGACUUUGUGGAUGCGAGGGAAACACCCUCGUCACCUGAAAUGCGCCACAGCGCGAGUGGCUCACGCAUCUGGGCAGGUCGCCGCGCUAAUUCCGAUAAGCUUACCACCAUCCAGAAUCCGAAGACAGUUGAAGAAAUGCAAAUGGAGAACGAAGCCCUGAGAAGCUUGACGGAUAAGCUCUCGACGCGACUCCACAUGUUUGAGGUCAAUGCCCAAUCCUCAUCAAUGGCCUUGCAACAGUCUAUACGAAUGAUGCAUAAUCAAAACCCUGGGUCUCCGGCACCAGACUAUAUGCAGGGUGUCUCGCUUAAUACAUCACCGGUGGCUACGAUGACUGCGCCUCCAGUGGUUGAUCAUGAUGCCCGAGUCAAGGAGCUCGAGGAACAGAUCCGGCGCAGCGAGCAGAGACUUGACAGCGCUUCUCAUGAGAACGAAAAGCUCAAAAACAUUCUCGGGCGGUAUCGUGAUCGUUGGGAAAAACUGAAGGAAGGGGCCAAGACUCGAAGAGCAGAAGGUCGCGACAAUCAGAAUAAUCAACCUGGAGCCAGUACCCAGCCAGGAACUCCAAGCUCUCCGGUUCCACCAAGUCCUUCUUUGAGUCAACCGGCCCCUCGACCUGGUGAGAGCACGACAUAA